AUGGAAAACUUGAUAAUGCCUGAAGUCCAUCCCGCUUUUGCCAACUCUGGGAAGAAAGCUGGUCUCGAAAUUUGGAGAGUUGAGGACUUCGCGCCUGUCGCAGUUCCAGUACAACAAUAUGGAAAUUUCUACAGCGGAGACUCUUACAUCGUCUUGAAAACAACCGGAAACACAAAUCUUUCUUGGGAUAUCCACUUCUGGUUGGGAUCUAAAACCAGUCAGGAUGAAGCAGGAGCAGCAGCCAUUUUGUCAGUGAAUCUCGAUGAUGGGCAGUUCGAUGGCAGUGCUGUCCAGCAUCGGGAGACUCAGGGCUAUGAAUCCAGGCAGUUCUUGAGUUAUUUUGAACCAGCCAUUAGGUACUUAGACGGCGGACAUUCGUCAGGUUUCAACCACGUGACAAUCAACGCUGGCGCAGAAAAACGUCUCUUCCAAAUUAAAGGAAAACGUAAUGUCAGAGUUAAACAGGUGGAAGUAUCUGUAACUUCAAUGAAUAAGGGAGAUUGCUUUAUACUAGAUGUGGACCAUGACAUCAUGGUGUAUGUGGGGGAGAAGGCGAAGGGUGUGGAACGGUUGAAAGCUAUAUCUGUAGCCAAUCAAAUAAGAGAUCAAGAUCACAAUGGAAGAGGGAAUAUUGAGAUUAUUGAUCCUUUCUCUAAUGAAGGGGACGUCAACACAUUCUUCACCGCUCUGGGCUCCGGAGAUCAAGAUUCUGUAUCGGAUGCUGAAGAGGGAGGCGAUGAUGAGGACUUUGAGCGUGGAGAAGCAAAAGAAGUGUCUCUAAGUGAAAUAUCGGAUAGUACGGGUUCGAUUCAGAUUAGGAAAUUGUCAGGACCGUUAACACAAGAGCUGCUGGAUACUAAGGAAUGCUACAUCCUCGACACUGGCAGCAGUAUUUAUGUAUGGGUUGGAAAGCAAUCAAGUGGACGGGAAAAAGCGGAAGCAAUGAGGCGAGCGCAGCAUUAUCUUGAAGUUAACAACUAUCCUUCUUGGGUACAUAUAUCAAAAGUAGUGGAAGGAACUGAACCCACUGCUUUCAAACAGCACUUUCAAGACUGGAAC
This is a messenger RNA of Brenthis ino (lesser marbled fritillary), 1059 nucleotides long. NCBI's taxonomy places the organism in Eukaryota, Metazoa, Arthropoda, Insecta, Lepidoptera, Nymphalidae. The record is from the annotation of a GenBank genome assembly.